UUCAAUUUUUUUCCCUCUAUAAUAGCAAGUCUCUAAACACCAAAACAUCUCCUCCUUUCUCUCACUCUCUUCAUUUUCUUUCGUCACACAAUGGCUUCUGCCAUCAAGAAAGUAAAUAUGAUUACCCAAAUCGUACGCCUCAAACAAGUCGUCAAGCGUUGGAAACACAAAUCCCUUAAGCGCCGCGGCGUUUUAUCAUACUCCUCAUCCGAGUCAGAUGAACCGGCUUUACCCGGUUCGAACCGCCGCCGUCGUACACCUUCAGGAUCUUUAGCGGUUUACAUCGGUCCAGAAAGAACCCGGUUCGUUAUUCCGACCCGGUUCUUGAACCUCCCUGUCUUUAUAUCUCUACUUGAUAAAGCAGAGGAGGAGUUUGGGUAUCAAAGAACCGGCGGUUUAGUUUUGCCUUGUGAAGUUGAGUACUUUUCGGAGAUAUUAAGGUUAUUGGACCGGGAUGAAGACCGGUUCGGUCAUUUUUUGGGUUUAGAUGAAAUGAUUAAUGAAGUUGGGUUUGAUGGUUUAGAUCACUCUUGUAAAGAAGCUGCUUCACAAGGAUUUGCUCCUCUUUUGCAUAAUGCUAGGGUUUAAACCGG
Molecule: messenger RNA, 593 nt
Organism: Solanum stenotomum
Lineage: Eukaryota; Viridiplantae; Streptophyta; Magnoliopsida; Solanales; Solanaceae
Product: auxin-responsive protein SAUR50-like
Exons: 1
Coding region: 91-588 (165 amino acids)
Biological process (GO): response to auxin
Source: RefSeq, a predicted model, not a curated record